CUGGGAAUGUGAAGUCAAGGCUGGCUGGUUGGCUGGGAUAAGCUGAAUGGUGAGAGACUGAGCUGCAUUCCUGAGAUAAUAAAGGCACAGGACACACAAGUUGAGCUCUUGACUGUGGGAUUGGUCCGAGGUUUUCAAGUGCAAUUGCGGCAGCAAUUCAGCAUUCCCCUGCAGGACAAGUUGUGAUUUUUGAAUGCAUUGACUCCAGGAACAGGAGUCUCGCUGAGACAAGACAUAACUGCAGAGAACUCUCUCCAACCUGUCCAGGCCUUGCCUCCAGCCACUCAUGGAGACGCAGUAACAAGCUUCAAGAGGCAGCAGAGGCGUUGACUGACUGCUUCCUUCUCCCGGCCAUCCCCGACUGCGUGUGCUCCUUGACCCGUCCAGAGCCGCCAUGUACGGUAGCUCUCGGACCGUGGGCCAUGUGGAAGGCAGCCCGUCACGGUCUCCCCGGCUUCCCCGCUCCCCGCGACUGGGGCACCGGAGGACCAACAGCAGCGGAACGGGGGGUGCCGGGAAAACCUUGUCGAUGGAGAACAUCCAGUCAAUGAACGCUGCCUACGCUACCUCGGGGCCCAUGUACCUGAGCGACCACGAGGGCGUGGCCUCCACUAGCUUUCCCAAAGGGACCAUGACCCUGGGCAGGGCCACCAACCGGGCAACGUACGGAGGUCGGGUCACGGCCAUGGGCAGCAGUCCCAACAUCGCCUCGGCCGGGCUACCUCCCGGCGUGGACGCCCUGUCCUUCGCCGAUCACCACCACCACCCGCCGGCUCACCUGGUCACCCCCUCCCCUCACCACCACCACCACCACCUCCACCAGGUCCCCUCCUCCACCCUGAGGCAGGUCCGUGACAGCACCCUCAUCGACCUGCAGGUGCAGCUCAAGGACCUGCAGCGGGAGAACGACACCCUCCGCAAGGAACUGGACAUCAAAGACACCAAGCUGGGCUCGUCCAUGAACAGCAUCAAAACCUUCUGGAGCCCCGAGCUGAAGAAGGAGCGAGUGCUGAGGAAAGAAGAAGCAGCGCGCAUGUCGUUGCUGAGGGAACAGAUGAGAGUAUCACACGAGGAAAGUCAGCCUUUGGAUGCAAGAAGAUCAAAGCAUCUACAGUUGACCAUUCAAGCACUGCAAGAUGAGCUCCGAACCCAGAGAGACCUGAAUCACCUCCUUCAGCAGGAGAAUGUCAGCAGGGGUGCAGAGCAUUAUACCAUUGAGCUCACCGAAGAGAAUUUUCGCAGGUUGCAGGCAGAACACGAACGGCAGGCCAAGGAGCUGUUUCUUUUGAGAAAGACUUUGGAGGAAAUGGAGCUGAGGAUCGAGACGCAGAAGCAAACGUUGAAUGCCAGGGACGAGUCGAUUAAGAAACUGCUGGAGAUGCUGCAAAACAAGGGGUUGCCCUCUAAAUCUAUGGAGGAGGAACACGAGAGAAAUCGGAGGAUAUCUGAGGCAGAAUCGCAGGUCAACCAUCUGGAGGUGAUACUGGAUCAAAAGGAGAAAGAAAAUAUUCACCUUCGAGAGGAACUACACCGGAGAUCCUCCCUACAGCCAGAGACCGCAAAAACAAAGGCCUUACAAACCGUCAUCGAAAUGAAGGAUACGAAGGCUGCUUCAUUGGAGAGAAAUAUCAGAGAUCUGGAAGAUGAAAUUCAAAUGUUAAAGACAAAUGGAGCUCUGAGUAUUGGGGACCGCGAGGAGGAGCUGAAGCAAAUGGAAGUUUACAAGAGUCACUCAAAGUUCAUGAAGAAUAAGAUCGAUCAGUUAAAACAGGAUUUGUCCAAGAAGGAAUCGGAACUUCUGGCCUUACAGACCAAGCUGGAAACGCUGAAUAAUCAAAAUUCUGAUUGCAAGCAACAUAUUGAGGUGCUCAAAGAAUCACUCACUGCCAAAGAACAGCGGGCUGCCAUACUUCAAACUGAGGUGGAUGCCUUGAGACUUCGGCUGGAAGAGAAGGAAAGCUUUCUGAACAAAAAGACAAAACAACUGCAGGACCUUACGGAGGAAAAGGGAACACUUGCCGGAGAAAUCCGUGACAUGAAGGAUAUGCUGGAAGUGAAAGAGAGGAAGAUUAAUGUUCUCCAGAAAAAGAUCGAAAAUCUUCAGGAACAACUUAAAGACAAAGAUAAGCAGCUUAACAACCUGAAAGAUCGAGUGAAGUCUCUGCAGACGGAUUCGAGCAAUACAGAUACGGCUUUGGCAACACUAGAAGAAGCUUUAUCAGAGAAGGAGAGAAUUAUCGAACGUCUCAAGGAGCAACGUGAAAGGGGUGACCGUGAAAGAUUGGAAGAGGUUGAAUCGUAUAAAAAAGAAAAUAAAGAUCUUAAAGAGAAGAUUAACAAUUUGCAAGCAGAACUGGCAGAGAAAGAGUCUAGUUUGAUUGACUUGAAGGAACAUGCGUCCUCUUUAGCUUCAACCGGCUUAAAGAAAGAUUCCAGAUUAAAAACUCUGGAAAUUGCUAUCGAGCAAAAAAAGGAAGAAUGCAGUAAGUUGGAAGCACAGUUGAAGAAGAUACCAAUUAGGAAUUAUGAGGAGAAUGGGGCUCACGAUGCCGAGGACGGCACUCGGUUGAACCCAGAGAUCUGUGAGAAGAUGAGGCAACUGGAGAAAGACGUGGUAUACUACAAAGGGGAGUCUGAUAAAUGCCAGGCCGAAGUUGAUCGACUCCUGGAGAUCUUGAAAGAAGUGGAGACUGAGAAAAACGACAGAGAUAAGAAAAUAGCAGAGCUUGAGAGCUUGGCUUCCAGGCAAGUGAAGGAUCAGAGCAAGAAGGUGGCCAACCUGAAGCACAAGGAGCAGAUGGAGAAGAAGAAGAAUGCACAACUGCUGGAGGAAGCGCGGAAACGUGAGGACAACCUGACUGACAACUCACAGCACAUGGAGGAAUCAGUGGAACAGAAAGAGGAAAGGAUUGAAGAACUGGAGGACGCUCUGCGGGAAUGCGUGCAGAUUAACGCGGAGAGAGAGGUGGUUCUCGCCAAGGGAGAGGCUUCUAGAUCCUCUUCAGAGAAGCAGUUGGAGGAGCUGAUGGCCACACUGGAGAGGACCAGGCAGGAGCUGGAUUCCACCAAGGUCCGACUGACCUCCACCCAACAGUCCCUGGCUGAGCGGGAAGCCCACCUCACCAACCUGCGGGUGGAGCGGAGAAAACAGCUGGAGGAGGUGCUGGAGAUGAAACAAGAGGCACUGCUGGCCGCCAUCAGUGAGAAGGACGCAAACAUUGCCUUAUUAGAAUUGUCUGCCUCCAAAAAGAAAAAGACCCAAGAUGAAGUGAUAGCCCUUAAGCGAGAGAAGGACAGACUGGUCCAACAGCUGAAACAACAGACACAAAACCGGAUGAAAUUGAUGGCAGAUAACUAUGAUGAUGACCAUCACCAUCAUCACCACCACCACCACCACCGCACGCCGGCAAGAUCGCAGCACCCCAACCACCGGCCCUCUCCUGAUCAGAUGAUCCAGUCACUGUUGGAGGCAAGCAACCAGCGCAUUAAAUUAAAAGUGUACAUCGACUACCUGCCCGCCCACCCUCUGCCUGGAGCAGAGUUGCACAAGUCCUGGCACGAUUGCCAUCUUUAUCAGUCCCAGAGGAAGAGAGCAAUGAAGUUUCCAGGGAGCAUCAGUUGCAGAGUUUGACACCUGUACAGCUUACAGACGAGCUGGAGCCAGGAGAAAAGGAGGAUGUGGCACUCGAGGAACACACAGACUGUUUGCUGCGACGGAUCUCAGAUCUAUGUCCAGACGUCCUGGAGCAAGUGGUGGAAAUAGCUCGAUGCAGCUCCGAUCGUGGGGCAGUGGCAGCUCAAUGUGAAGUGAGAUGAACAAUCCCUUCCCCUCCUGCCAAAUUCACCAUCCUAAACCACUAAACACCGCCAUAGUAUUCUGAAGCCAGUCUGUGUCUGUUUACACCUUGAUAGUAUUAUGAGUAUCAUUCCAACCAUGAUGGGAAUCCCAAUGAUCGGUGCUGUGAAUGCCCACGUUAUGAGUAGAUGCAUCCCAAUUUCUUUCUUGAGAUGCCCAUUGCUUGCAGUUAUCUUCUCACCUGUGUCACCUUCUGCAGGUGCAGCGACCACAGCCUAAUCCUCGGCUAAUCUCACUGUCUGAACCUUCAGUAGAGGAGGGAACUGAAGAGCCACUAUGAUCUUCUAAUGUCAUAAUGUACGAUGAGUCGAGCUUGUGUGCGUGGGGAGGUGGGGGAAAAAUGUACAAUUUUUACAGUGAAAGAAUUACCAAACAGUUGACACGGAUUAUCCUUCUGAACAAAAUAAAAAUGACCUGUGCCUGUCGAAAUGUACAAUAUGAUACAUCUGAAUCCGUUUAGUCCAUGCUUGAUUUACAAUAAACAUUGUUGAAGUGGGAGAGUAUUCAAAAUUCCGCAAACGGCCUAGCAACUUGGGAAGACUUGGGAAGUGUGAAGAAGGUGUCGGGAAAAGGCAACCAUCGUUCCAUCGCGCUGGUGCGGUGAUGAGCCCAGGUAGCCAUCGUUACACUUAACGACAUCAUUGUGAAAGUUUCUCCAAGACAUUUAGCAACAUUUCUAAGUAUGGAAACUUGUGCAUUUGUACCAAUUCUGAAUUCUUUACGCAUUAUCACACUUAGCGGCAGAGAAAGCUCACUGGUCUGGGCGCACACUCAAUGGAAACCUCACUACUGCUGAAGUGAAACCAAACCUCAGAGUGUUGUUUUGGUGAAGGGGGCAAAGUUCCCUUGGAACAUGCUCAGCACAUCCGCACCCCAAGUCAGUUUUGGGGCAAGUUUUGCGCUCCCAAGAAGUAGGAAGCAACACUAUGGUCACUGUGGAUUGUGACCCAUUGAGUGGCCGGCUAGGCAGUUCUCAAUGUUCUAGAGUCCAACUGAAUACUUGAAGUAACACAUUCUAAUCACAAGGAUCUAAUGUGAAGUAAAUGUCAUAGUAAAUACAUAAAAACAGUGCUGCUUAGCCGUUAGUUCAAUAUAUGUAACGUGCCAAUUUUGGAACAGUUGGGAAGUUGCUGUUCCCAGGUUAGAGUGACACUGAUCAAUAGUUAAACCUCAGAUUAGGGCAUCUAAUACAACUCUUCAGAGGAGGGGGGGGGGGGGGGGGGGGGGGGAGGAAACUUCCGUUACAUGUUUUACAGAAUUUCAAGAUAUCUUCUUUUGAUUUUCGUUUUGAUACUUCGGCAUAGAACACUAGUUAAGAUAAACACUGUGACAAACUGACACGAGCGUUUUAUUGUUGUGUCUUUGGUAGACAUUGACUAACAAAUAAAUGACUCCCGUUGAUGCAACUUCUGGCUAGUUAAUAACUUGACUAUGUUCUGAUUGGUCUUCUGCCUGUACUAUAUAUUGUGUCAAUUCAUGUACAGUAAUUUUUGUAUUUGAGAUUUGUGUACCAGAAUGCACGCAACUUCUGUUUGACCUUUAUUUGAAAGUGGAUUAAAAACUUGUUUUCCUAAUAAUCUUUACAGGCGAACCAUAAGGAAGGAAUAUUGACACAAUGCUUACCUGUCAUGUAACUGUGUAGACUGCUACCUGAAUGUGGUGUGCUGGAAUAUGUAGAGCAGCAAUUCUUCCGAUCGCCCUUCUAAAUGUCCGCGUCACGUUCGAGUGACCUCUUGGUGUCCUGUUCUUCUGUCGCAUGUCACGGAUCCUGCUGUUGAGAUGUGGUGAAAAUGUUGACAUGGUACCACAAGGAAUCCCUGAGUAUGUUGUCCACCAUGGGCAUGUUUUAAAGCAGUACUGUGCGUGCAUCAUUAUCUUGUGGACAUGUAGGGGUAUGUAAGGUGCAAAAACAUUGUUAUUAACAUGCAAGAAAUAUUUAGUGUUGCCCAGCUUGUUUAUAUAUUCAUUAAAUAAAAUUUUCUUUCUGAUAUUAUAGUUGUUGUUUAAUAAAGAAAAGUGUUUUUUUUUUGUGGAA
Molecule: messenger RNA, 5891 nt
Organism: Amblyraja radiata (thorny skate)
Lineage: Eukaryota; Metazoa; Chordata; Chondrichthyes; Rajiformes; Rajidae
Product: ERC protein 2
Exons: 23
Coding region: 395-3631 (1078 amino acids)
Biological process (GO): regulation of synaptic plasticity; neuromuscular synaptic transmission; maintenance of presynaptic active zone structure
Cellular component (GO): cytoskeleton of presynaptic active zone
Molecular function (GO): structural constituent of presynaptic active zone
Source: RefSeq, a predicted model, not a curated record